GUAGUUAGUUUUUUCUAUUCAUUCCAAAAACUGAAGCAAAGAAGAAGAAAGUUGCAGUGCUAAAAUGGCUGGAGCAGGACCAGGUUGCAAGAAUCAAAGAUGGUCUCUUCAGGGCAUGACUGCCCUUGUCACUGGUGGAACAAGAGGCAUAGGGUAUGCCAUUGUGGAAGAACUAGCAGCACUCGGGGCAGUGGUUCAUACAUGUUCCCGGAACCAGACAGAGAUUAAUGAAAGGUUACAAGAAUGGCACAAUAAAGGGUUUAAAGUGAGUGGUUCUGUCUGUGAUCUCUCAUCUAGAGAGCAAAGAAAGAAGCUUAUGGAGACUGUCUCCUCUGUUUUUGAUGGCAAACUAAACAUCCUCGUCAAUAACGCUGGAAUCACAAUGCUCAAACCUUGUGUGGAACACACUCUGGAAGACUACUCAACUGUAAUGAGCACCAAUGUUGAGGCUCCUUAUCAUCUUUCUCAACUUGCACAUCCCUUCCUAAAAGCAUCAGGAAAUGGAAGUAUUGUGUUUAUCUCCUCUGUAGCUGGUUCAUUGGCUCUACCUCGAGUAUCUGCCUAUUCAGCAUCUAAAGGAGCAAUCAACCAAAUUACAAAGAACUUGGCAUGUGAGUGGGCAAAGGAUAACAUUCGGACGAAUACUGUUUCACCAUGGGGUGUCAAAACCACGAUCAUGAUACCUGAGCCAGACAGCCCUUAUGUUGCCGAAUUUCUUAGGCUAAUAGCUGGAACAGCGAUGCCGAGGACGGGAGAGCCUGAAGAGAUAUCAUCAUUGGUGGCAUUCCUUUGCCUUCCUGCUGCCUCAUACAUCACCGGACAGGUUAUUUCUGUGGAUGGAGGGUACACAGCGGGUGGCUGUUGGCCAUUCCAAAAUUUUAGCUUUACUUCGUUUGGUCCUUGAAUUCCUAGCAUCGAGCUACCAGCGUGUGUCAACAUAAACAUUGCCUUAAAGCAAUUCAACCAGAUGUUCACAGGGAACAUUUUCUUAUUGUGGAUAAGUGUUUCAUUUGAAAGACUCAGAUAUCUUCUGCUAAAAUCUUAAUGUAGUUAUGUGUCAACUCAUAACUGGAACUUUUAAGCUAUUUUUGGGUUGAAAUUAUUGCCAUC
Molecule: messenger RNA, 1110 nt
Organism: Theobroma umbraticum
Lineage: Eukaryota; Viridiplantae; Streptophyta; Magnoliopsida; Malvales; Malvaceae
Product: tropinone reductase homolog At5g06060-like
Molecular function (GO): oxidoreductase activity
Source: RefSeq, a predicted model, not a curated record